UGCCGUCCAUGUCAACACGACGCCCAAGGCAAGCCGCUACGCCUUUUGAUCUGAUAAUCUUGUCUUGUCCAUUGCACGCGCUUCCAUUUUGCCACUACUCUUCACAGCCAUGAGCGAUGUAGGAACGUCUGAACAACACAGAAAGGGCUCCUUGCCGCCGGGCAUGGUGCUCGGGCCAGAUGGCAAGCCGUGCAAGGUCUGUUCGGGCUUCAAGGCAUGGUCAUCUGUCUACGGUGCGCCUGGUGGCAGCAAGGGCAAGCAGAAGGCUGCCAAGGUCACAUCGGCCGCAGCGGCAGGAGCAGUGACAGCUGUGCCCUUGCCCGAGUCAAGCGACGCCCUGCCCAAGGACUGUCCGGCCGAUGUGGAGCGUUUAGGACGACAUACCUGGACUUUCUUGCACACGACAGCUGCCUACUACCCCGAGCGACCCUCAGAGACACAACAGAGCUCAAUGAUGUCGCUCCUCAGAGCCAUGCCGGUGCUCUAUCCUUGCUCGCAUUGCGCUGCCGAUCUGGCUAUUGAGAUGAAGCAGAGACCUCCGGAUGUGAGCAGCAGGGAGAGACUGGCACGCUGGAUGUGCGAGACACACAAUGAGAUCAAUGUCAAGCUUGGCAAGGAAGCCUUUGACUGCGAUAAAGUAGACGAACGAUGGAAAGACGGCUGGAAGGAUGGCCAUUGCGAUUGAGAUUCUCACUUGUUCAUUUGUUGUUGACGCAACUCAGCAUACACCACUCUCUAUGCAUCCUCUACAGACGCACUAGCAGUCGAUGCUGCCUCACUUCUAGCUUCUGCGUUCUUCUUUCGGCGUUUGGCUUUCUGACCACGAUGGACGACCUGCGCCGCGCCUGGCCCUCGUCUCUUAGUUGCGACCGCAUGCUUCGUUCCGAGCUGCUGUUCGUAUACUACAUCUGCAGCCUCUUCGCCGUUGGCAUUUGAAUCAUCGUAAUCUUGCUUGAGCAGCAGAUGUAAUUCAGGGAACAGCUCCUUCACGUCGUGCGCCGCAUCUGAGAGACCGAGCGCUGUCAUCAGUACAAGCUGACGCGCUGGGUCGAGAGCGCCUACUUUGCACCCGAGAUGCCGCUCUGAACUCACUGAGCCAGUCAGAUGAGGCUGACACGUCCACCAGCUGCGCGCCACUUAGUCGGGUUUCGCGCUACAG
Messenger RNA from Mixia osmundae IAM 14324, 1159 nucleotides. RefSeq lists its product as uncharacterized. The transcript has 2 exons. Lineage: Eukaryota; Fungi; Basidiomycota; Mixiomycetes; Mixiales; Mixiaceae. The coding region runs from base 110 to 685 and encodes 191 amino acids. Gene Ontology annotation, molecular function: flavin-dependent sulfhydryl oxidase activity; flavin adenine dinucleotide binding. Gene Ontology annotation, cellular component: mitochondrion. The record is from RefSeq and is a predicted model, not a curated record.